This is a messenger RNA of Trichosurus vulpecula (common brushtail), 1158 nucleotides long. It is a transcript of the gene NEUROD2, whose product is annotated as neuronal differentiation 2. Gene Ontology annotation, molecular function: protein dimerization activity. Lineage: Eukaryota; Metazoa; Chordata; Mammalia; Diprotodontia; Phalangeridae. The transcript has a single exon. Bases 1 to 1158 code for a protein of 385 amino acids. The record is from RefSeq and is a predicted model, not a curated record. Gene Ontology annotation, biological process: regulation of DNA-templated transcription; nervous system development.
AUGCUGACCCGCCUGUUCAGCGAGCCCGGCCUCCUCCCCGACGUCCCCAAGUUUGCCAGCUGGGGAGACGACGGCGACGACGACGAGCCCAGGAGUGAAAAGGGUGACACGCCGCCCCAGCCGCCGCCUCCACCACCUGGACCUGGGGCUGGAGUUCCGGGGCCCGUCCGCCCCCCAAAACCGGGCCCUCUUCGUGGCGAAGACCCCCCGGACCCUGCGCUGGGCGAGGCCAAGGACGACGGCGAGUUGGGGGGCGAGGAGGAGGAGGAAGAAGAGGAGGAGGAAGGGCUAGACGAGGCAGAAGGCGAGCGGCCCAAGAAGCGGGGGCCCAAAAAGCGGAAGAUGACCAAGGCGCGGCUGGAGCGCUCCAAGCUGCGCCGGCAGAAGGCCAACGCGCGCGAACGCAACCGCAUGCACGACCUCAACGCGGCGUUGGACAACCUGCGUAAGGUCGUGCCGUGCUACUCCAAGACGCAGAAGCUGUCCAAGAUCGAGACGCUGCGCCUGGCCAAGAACUACAUCUGGGCGCUCUCUGAGAUCCUGCGCUCUGGCAAGCGGCCGGACCUGGUGUCCUAUGUGCAGACAUUGUGCAAGGGCCUGUCGCAGCCCACAACCAACCUGGUGGCCGGCUGCCUCCAGCUCAACUCGCGCAACUUCCUCACAGAGCAAGGCGGCGAGGGGGCUGGACGUUACCACGGCUCGGGAGGCCCCUUCGCUAUGCACCCCUACCCAUAUCCCUGCUCGCGGCUCGCCGGAGCGCAGUGUCAAGCAGGCGGCGGGCUGGGCGGCAGUGCCACGCACGCCCUGCGGACUCACGGCUACUGUGCGGCCUACGAGACGCUGUACGGGGGCGGGGGCGGGGGCGCCUCCCCCGACUACAACAGCUCGGAGUACGAGGGGCCGCUGAGUCCCCCGCUCUGCCUCAACGGUAACUUCUCCCUCAAGCAGGACUCGUCCCCGGACCACGAGAAAACCUACCACUACUCUAUGCACUAUUCCGCCCUGCCCGGCUCCAGGCCAGCUGGCCACAGCCUGGUCUUCGGCUCCUCGGCCGUGCGCGGGAGCGUCCACUCGGAGAAUCUUUUGUCUUACGAUAUGCACCUUCACCACGACCGAGGCCCAAUGUAUGAGGAACUCAAUGCAUUUUUCCAUAAUUGA